UGUUCUCCAGGCGGCCCGUCUCGGCUCUAGCGUCGGUACCUGCCUCAGCCCUGUCAAAGUUGCGAUCAUCAACGCGUCGACUCGUGUGGCGCCAUAAAUCCCGCCAUCAUCUGCCCAUGGGCUGCUUUCCGCUUUCCUAUUUUUCCCGCUUCCCUCUCUACCCCUCAUAUAUAUUAAUACCAUCCGAUUUCCUCCCUCCUCCCUCCCUGCAACCAUAAGCUGAUUGCCCACCUGCCCCGCCUCCAGCCACCCCGCGCAAGCAACAACCACAACCACCAGCAAAAAUGUCCAUUGCUGCCAUCCGCCGCUACUCGUCGGGCACCUACAUUCGCGGCUGCCCGGCCACGCGCCUGCAGCUGCUCGUCGCCAACUGCGCCAUCACAGCCGGCGUCGUGCUACCCUUCGUGCCGCCGUACAUGCAGACGCGCAAGGCCAAGAAGGACGGCUCCUACCUGACCAA
This is a messenger RNA of Aplosporella prunicola CBS 121167, 460 nucleotides long. RefSeq lists its product as uncharacterized. The transcript has 2 exons. Lineage: Eukaryota; Fungi; Ascomycota; Dothideomycetes; Botryosphaeriales; Aplosporellaceae. The annotation marks the transcript as partial. The record is from RefSeq and is a predicted model, not a curated record.